GUCUUCCAAAAAGGCGGUUUGUUCCGGAGCGAUAUGUUGGUUGGAACCGCUGAUUGCAAAUUAAGCGAUCUGGAAGAAAAAGCCCAUAUCCAUGAAUGCGUAGAUUUGAUGGAGGGCAGGAAGCAGGCUGGAGGAAAAUUGGAAUAUCGGGUCCGAAUUCGUGAGCCUUUGGGUGAAAAGAAGCUGAAUCUAAAGCAAGAGAAAUGGUUGCUGUUGGAGACAUAA
Molecule: messenger RNA, 225 nt
Organism: Gongylonema pulchrum
Lineage: Eukaryota; Metazoa; Nematoda; Chromadorea; Rhabditida; Gongylonematidae
Source: the annotation of a GenBank genome assembly